Molecule: messenger RNA, 930 nt
Organism: Emiliania huxleyi CCMP1516
Lineage: Eukaryota; Haptophyta; Isochrysidales; Noelaerhabdaceae
Exons: 1
Coding region: 1-930 (309 amino acids)
Source: RefSeq, a predicted model, not a curated record
AUGGCCUCGCAAAGCUUGUCGCGCUGCCGGCGCGGUCUUGCGGUGGCACGGAAUAGCUCGUGCCCGGCGCAUGCGUGGAUCGACGCUGUUGCGCCGCUGCUACUCGAGCCACAGAUGACAUUCAUCAACGCUGGCGCCAACAAGGGCUAUCAGGUCGCAGAGUUUCUGCAGCGCUUCCACUCAGCAGCUGCUGCUUCCGCCGGCUGGCGCACCAACGCGGAUUGGCUGGCAGCGAUCAAGGCGUUCCGGCCGCACGGGGUCCUCACGUCGUGUGGCGUGUGCAUGACGUGCCAGUCGCCAGCCCCAGCCGUCCGCCUGCAUGCGCCCUCAGUGCGGGUGCACGCCUUCGAGCUCACUGCGUGCAACCACUGGCUGCUGAAGAACCUCUUUGAGAGAUUGUCUGUCCCAGGGAUCGCGCACCACGUCGCCGUCACGAAUCGCAGCGGUCUCGUCUACGGACCGUCGCGCUGCGGAGGCGGCGACGAGGGCGCCUCGGCGCUGAUGCGCAAUGCGCCUGGCCGGUGGAACAACCCGCAACCGGCCACCUCGGUGGACGACUUCUGCGCCAAGCACGGGCUGGACAAGGUGCACUGGCUGGCCGUGGACACAGAGGGCUUCGACGCGCUGGUUCUCGAGGGAGCGCAGGCCAUGCUGGCAUCUCGAAAAAUCGACGUCGUCGAGUUUGAGUACCACGAUCGCGUCGGCUACUGGCGCCCGCGCUUCGAAGAGAAGCGCACCCUCAAGAGGUCUCUGGACGCGCUCCACGCGGCGGGGUAUGAGUGCUUCUGGCAGGGCAACGACGGCCGCCUUGCAUCGGUCACGCCCGCGGGCUCGACGUCGUGGUGCUCGCCCGGCGGGGUGGGCUGGAGCAACCUGGUGUGCUCCAGCGUGCCGCGCAUCGUCGCCAAGCUCCAGUCGCUCGCGGUGUGA